This is a messenger RNA of Alligator mississippiensis (American alligator), 3509 nucleotides long. RefSeq names its product 3-hydroxy-3-methylglutaryl-CoA synthase 2 (gene HMGCS2). The transcript has 10 exons. Lineage: Eukaryota; Metazoa; Chordata; Crocodylia; Alligatoridae. The coding region runs from base 499 to 2037 and encodes 512 amino acids. The record is from RefSeq and is a predicted model, not a curated record. Gene Ontology annotation, molecular function: hydroxymethylglutaryl-CoA synthase activity. Gene Ontology annotation, cellular component: mitochondrion. Gene Ontology annotation, biological process: acetyl-CoA metabolic process.
CCAUGAGCUACCAGAACUUCUCACAGGCAUGUGUGGGAGUCACUGGCUCUCUGGGAAUAGAUUGGAAUAGAUUGAAAGUUAUACAGAUGCUUCUGAGCUUUCAAGGGGGAGCAGAGGGGAGCGGACAGAUCUGCCAGAGGGGCUGUGAGCAAAGGUCUUUGGAGUACAUGAAAGCCCUACAAGGAGGGGCAGUAGGAGAAAGCCCUGAGGAGGGUGAUAGGGGAGCAGAAGCGUGAGUGAGGCCCAUGGAUAGCAGCAGAAGUGGCAAGCGGGGCCUUGGCGGUGGUGUGGGGAAAGGGUGCUUCUGUUUUGUCGUGUUGGCCAGUGUGCGAUGACCUUUGGAUGAGCAACCAGUGAAGAGCACACAGUUUACUUGCCUGAUAAGUGCAGGGAGGGACUUAGCCUGGCCCUGCAGCUAGAGGCCAGGGAAUCUAUAUAAAGUGCAGGUGGAUCUGGACGGGGACCUUGCUGCUGUGUUUGGCCCAUCAGCUGUGGAAAAUGUUCCGCUUCUUCAGUCGCAGCAAGCGCUAUUUGCAAGUGAAGCGAGUGCUGCAGAGACAGGAGCAGCCCUCAUGGCCAGCACACCAUGUGGCAGCAGCCCAGAAGGGCAGUUUUUCCACCAUCCCUAUGGAUCGCUCAUCCCGAUCAGACUUGUGGCCAAAGGAUGUGGGCAUACAGGCCUUGGAGGUGUACUUCCCUUCACAGUAUGUAGAGCAGGUGGAAUUGGAGAAGUAUGAUGGUGUGGAAGCAGGGAAGUACACGCAAGGCCUGGGCCAGAGGCAAAUGGGCUUCUGCUCAGCCCACGAGGACAUUAACUCCCUCUGCCUGACUGUGGUGCAGAGGCUGGUGGAGCGCAGCCACCUCUCCUGGGACUCCAUCGGCCGACUGGAGGUUGGCACAGAGACUAUUAUUGACAAGUCCAAGGCAGUCAAGACAGUCCUCAUGCAGCUCUUCCAGGACUCGGGGAACACUGAUGUUGAAGGCAUCGACACCACUAAUGCCUGCUAUGGUGGCACAGCCUCCCUCUUCAAUGCUGCCGACUGGGUGGAGUCCAGCUCCUGGGAUGGCCGAUAUGCUUUGGUGGUCUGCGGUGACAUUGCUGUUUAUGCCACUGGGAAUGCCCGUCCCACAGGAGGGGCAGGAGCUGUAGCCAUGCUGGUUGGCCCGAAUGCCCCUCUGGCACUAGAGAGAGGUCUUCGAGGAACCCACAUGGAGAAUGCCUAUGAUUUCUACAAGCCAGACUUGGCUUCAGAGUAUCCUGUGGUAGAUGGGAAACUCUCAAUCCAGUGCUAUUUCCGGGCACUGGAUCAAUGCUAUGCUGUCUAUCGCAAGAAAAUCCAGAGCCAGUGGCAGAAAGAGGGGAUCACCAAACCUUUUACCAUGGAAGACUUCCAGUUCAUAAUCUUCCACACACCCUUCUGCAAACUGGUACAGAAGUCUGUGGGACGGUUGCUGCUCAAUGACUUCCUGGCAGCUCCCAAACCUGACACUGAGAGUGGCAUCUACAAAGGGCUGCAGAGCUUCCGUGGUAAAAAGCUAGAAGACACUUACUCUGACAAGGAUGUGGAGAAGGCAUUUCAAAAAGCAAGCCUGGAGAUUUUCAGCCAGAAAACCAAGCCCUCACUGCUCCUUUCCUCUCGCAAUGGCAACAUGUACACCCCUUCUGUCUACGGGUGUCUCGCCUCUCUCCUUGCACAAUGUUCUGCACAGCAGCUGGCUGGCUCAAGGAUCGGGGCCUUCUCUUAUGGCUCAGGAUUGGCUGCAAGCUUGUUCUCCCUUCGAGUCUCACAGGAUGCUGCCCCAGGUUCCUCCCUGGACAAGCUGGUUUCCAGCCUCUCUGACCUGCAGACUCGCCUGGAUUCCCGGAAGUGCAUCCCGCCUGAGGAGUUUGCACAGAUCAUGAAGUUGAGGGAGGACACCCAUCACUUGGCAAACCACACUCCCCAUGGCUCCAAGGACAACCUUUUCCCAGGCACCUGGUACCUGCAGCAAAUUGAUGACAAAUACCGCCGGGCAUAUGCCAGGAAACCACUUUAACAGGGAACAGGACUGUCCAGAUCUGUGCAACUUUGUGAGAAUAUUGCCUGAGGUGAUGGUUUGCCCAACUACCAUGCUACUAAUGCAAAACCAACAGACUAGAUGCCAUGAGUGACUGGUGCCUCCUGAAUCUGGGGGGGGCACCCACAAAAGCCGCCAAUGGCAGCGGCCCUGUCAAGUGGGGCACCAGCCCUGCCAACAGCAUCAGUGUCGGCCGUCAGGAGGGGCACGUGCACCCCCUACCAGUUCCCUAUGCUAGAUGCAGACACAGCAAACAGACAGAACCAGCUGCAGAAACAUCCUGGCUUUGUCACCACAAGGACUGAAGGCUUGUACAUGCUUCAAGGCAGAGUCUGCAUCCAGCUCAAGGACCUAAAGGGAUAAGGAGCCUGGUGGAAAUAUUCAGAGCCAUUCGGACCUAUAUAUUUGAAGAUGCCUUCCCUUAUGGUCAAGUCCUGUAGAAUCAGGCAGGAAACAAGCCAGUUGAGUUCUACAGAAUGACAACACAUUCUGUAGACCUUUAGGGUAAUUUUUGAGAGCCUCUUGGUAGAUUUUCAUACAUUCUUCCUGUAGGAGUCUAUAGGGUAGUUUAAAAUUUGACAGAUUCCACCCUUUCACCAGCAGUUCUAGCUCUAGCUCUAGCCAUCCCUAGGCUAAAAUGAUCUUUGAAGAAUAUCUUGGCAGACAGGAGUUCCUUUUUGCAGUCUUGUGCUUUUUUGUAUUCCACAUUAUUUUCAUAUAAGAUACAAAACUAAACUAUUACAUAUAGCAAGGGGCCAGGGAAGGAAAAACAUGGUGACAUUGCAGCAACUAGGAAAACUGAGUGGUUUCAUUCACAGAUCUAUCUUUUACAAUGCAAAUGAAGUUGGUUUAGCAUUGAUGACAUGGCAGUACUUCUAAUAGUAAUAAAUAUAAUACAGGGACUGUCUGCUAUUCUGUGGUUGUACAGUGCCAAGCCCAGCGGUUGGCCUCCAGGACACUAUGAGAACUAUAUUAUUAAUAAUAGGAUAUAAAGAAGAAACUGUGUGUGUGUCUGGCUCCAGUGGGAAGCCCUUUGUGUAGGAGAAUUACUGCUGCUGGGUAAUGGCUGAUUCCCUUGACACUUGGGGCAUAUCUCAGACAGUGGAAUUUAAGGUUAUUUCCUUUAGACUUGUGUUCCAAACCAUGAACCAGCUAGCCUUGGAACAAAUGCUGCUGCAUUGUUCAUAUCUUUAGAACCACAUGAUCUCACCAGAGAGUAGUCUGGACAAGCCACUAUUAACUCACAGGCCUGUUUCUUAAUCAAAAUGUAAUAAAUGAUGUUCAUAUUAUGUUAUUUAAAGUUAAACUCCAAGUCAAGAAAUGUAAAGGCUACAUCUCUUACAGCAAAACCAUGCACAACCUCUGCUUUAUGACAUACUUUUAAAUAAGAGACAUUGUAUGAAGGAUUAUAUUUGGCAAGAAUACAGGUAACAAAUGUUAUGUGGAAGACA